Messenger RNA from Phycodurus eques (leafy seadragon), 3362 nucleotides. It is a transcript of the gene pxk, whose product is annotated as PX domain containing serine/threonine kinase. Lineage: Eukaryota; Metazoa; Chordata; Actinopteri; Syngnathiformes; Syngnathidae. The record is from RefSeq and is a predicted model, not a curated record. Gene Ontology annotation, biological process: protein targeting to lysosome; endosome to lysosome transport; protein phosphorylation. The coding region runs from base 139 to 1869 and encodes 576 amino acids. Gene Ontology annotation, molecular function: phosphatidylinositol binding; protein kinase activity; actin binding. The transcript is spliced from 18 exons. Gene Ontology annotation, cellular component: extrinsic component of endosome membrane; late endosome; early endosome.
AGUUUUCAUUUCAGCCGAAGAGGAAACGGCGGUGGUUCGGUUCGUCAUUAGGCUGAUCCGAAACUACUCGUCCCCUCUCGGCGUCGACACGCGGACACAGGCGCACUUUCCCCGGCUCCCCUCCCCCCGAAGUCCGGGAUGUCUUUCCUGGCCAAGGCGAAUCCCGGCCGGCUUCUGUUGGACGACAGCGUCGCGCUGACGGCGGCGAUCGAAGCCAGUCAGAAGCUCCAGUCCCACACGGAGUACAUCAUCCGAGUGCAGAGGGGCGUGUCCUCGGAGAACAGUUGGCAGGUCAUCCGGCGCUACAGUGACUUUGACGUUCUCAACAACAGCCUGAUGGUGUGCGGCGUCAGCCUUCCUCUGCCGCCCAAGAAGCUGAUCGGCAACAUGGACCGCGAGUUCGUCGCCGAGAGGCAGCGCGGCCUGCAGGCCUAUCUGGACGCCGUUACCCAGCAUCCUUUGCUGUGUGUCGCCCUGCCCGUCAUGAAGUUCCUGGACCCCAACAACUACGCUGUCAACUACACAGAGAUCGCCCUGCAGCAGGUCUCCAUGUUCUUCCGCUCGGACCCCAAGUGGGAGGUGGUGGAGCCCCUCCGAGACGUCGGCUGGAGGAUCAGGAAGAAGUAUUUCCUGGUGAAAAACAAAGAACAAGCCAAGGAGAGCUACCUGCUCAGCUGGGUGGACUUGGGCCCUGACAAGUUCCUGUCUGCCAAAGACCUGCAGUCGACCAUGAAGCUCCUCGCCGGCCUCUCCAGUCCGUACGUGUGCCCGCUUUUGUUCUCCAGCACCGGUGAGUCUUCGGCGCUCCUCAUCCGACCUUUCGGAGAGGCGGGCUCCCUGCGAGACCACCUCUGUAAGGCGAACCCCAGAGAGAACUUCCUGAAGAAGUACGGCAACCCCAAGAAGUGUCGGCCUCUUGAACUGUCGCACAUCAAACUCUACGGCCGACAGAUACUGGAGGGCCUCCGACUCCUCCACGAGAGCGGCCUAUUUUUCGGCCACCUGCACGCGUCCAACGUGAUGCUGGAUGAGGGCGCGUGCCGCCUGACGGACGUGGAGAACGGCAUGCUGGGAGUUCCCUCGGCCCUACGACCCGCCGUCACCCGCUUCAGGAAGAUUAACACGACCGAAAGCGUGGACGUCUUCUGCUUCGGCCAUUUACUUUACGAGAUCACUUACGGCCGACCGCCUGGCGGCGUCCCCGUGGACACGUAUCCCGACGCCCCCUCCGCGGCCGUGGUGUCGGUGCUGCGGUCCAUCUUGUCCACGGAGGCCUGCAAGUCGCGGAUGCCCACGGUGUCGCAACUCAUUCAGACACCGCUGUUCAGUGACGUGGCUCUGCAGCACUCUGAGAAAGUGCCGAUCAGGGUGCCCAGCAGGCUGAAGGAAGCGCUGAGAGCGGCCAAGGAGCGUGUGGAGAAACGACUGCAGGAGGAGCAGAAAAUGCUGCACCAGCACAGGAGGCUGACCAGAGCGCAGUCUCAUCACGGCUCCGAGGAGGAGAGGAAGAGGAGGAAGAUUCUCGCCAGGAAGAAGUGCAGGCAGUCGACGUGUGAAAACGAAGAUGACUCUGUUUCCGUCCGAAACAACAACAAUUCUGGCUCGGGCGCCAGUUCCCCUCCCACGUGCCCCUCGUCCCCCACGCCUCCGCCCACCGCAGGUGGUCCUCCUCCUCCUCCUCCUCCUCCUCCUCCUCCGCCGCCUCCCACGCUGGACUCCUCCUCCACGUGCUCCUCGGCUUCCAGCUGCUCGUCGUCGGCCGCCCCGCUCCCCGCAGGUCGCGCCGCCUUGCUGAGCUCCAUCCAGGCCUUCAGCAAAGGCAAACUGAAGAAGGCCCGGACCGUAGACCGCAGCCGGCCCGUCUUCUGACCGCCGCCCGCCGUCCUGCGUCGCUCCCUCACAUGUGAAGACAAAUCCCGAACAAAACAAUCCAAAUGUUUAGUUGACAUUCCUACUCGGGGCUUGUUUUUUGUACAUUUGGUGUCGAUUGGGAACGGAACCGAAACAAGCUCCCAGCGAAUGCUGGAAAACCGAAUGCUGACCUUGUGCGGUGAAGAUAACAUCCAGCUGCUUUCUUCCGGAUUGUUCUUGAUCCAAACAUCUGUUGUUAUGGCGACUUCCGGAUUCCCAGCCUGGAACUGGAACAUCAUCUUCCUUCUGACCGAGGCGUAUUAUCCACGGGAAGCGUUCUAAGUUCUAAUUCGAAGUCGUUGGUCUGUUUCAAAAGAAUAUUUUCUGGAAAGAAAAUCUGCAGUUUUGGGGUGAAAUAACAAAAAAACCUAAAGAAAGAUCUGGAAACAAUUUGAGGAAAUCAUUAAAAUGUUACAUUUUUAUAUUAAGCGCAUCUCCAUUUAAAAAUAAAUAAAUAAAUAAAUAAAAAAGUUUUGGAAAAUGUCCAAUGAAAGGAUGUAUAUCCAAUUAUUUUUUUAACCCAAAAAACAACCCCCCCCACCUGUAUUUUGAAAAAUAAGAGAAAAUGUUGGAGAGGAGCUGGAUGUUUUUGUUGGUCUAAAAAGAAACUUUAAACAUGGGAAGAACAUUGUCCUAAUGAUUUGUGGAUAGAAGAUACAUUUUAUUUCCUUAUACAACGCGGAAAUGUCCAAUUAAGUGUUUUUCUUUUUUCUUUUUUUUUUUUCACCCCAAGAAAAAAAAUAAAAUAAUGAAUUUUCUUUUGGUUUUAAAAAAAAAAAAAAAAAAUUUAUUUUUUUAAAAUUUUGGAUCAACCUAAAAAUGUCGCCAUGCUAUUUUUGUGUGAGAUAGUUGAGCAAAUCUAUGGACAAAGUGACCUUUUUAUGUAGCAACUACAUUCAUUCAAUCGUUUUUUUUUUUUUUUUUUCCUUCUCUCCAUCUUAACAAAUCCAAUGACAAGCCCGCCUUUUUGUUAGAAACUGCAAAACAAGCACAAAGAGUUCAUUUUGGCUCCAAAGAAGGAAAAGUCAACAGCUGGAGAUGCAUGUUUUUUUUUUUUUUUUUUUCCCCCAUAUAGCAUUUAUAUAUUUGUUCAAGCCAUUUAAGAGCGGGUAAAUGACAAUUUUAAUGAGGAUCGCUUUCAGACUUAUACGCUUUGUUUUUAUUGUUCAUUAAACUGCCCAACGACUCAUGUCAUGUUAAAACGUUUGCGCCAUCCAAGCUUAUACUCUACUUUUAUUGCGCCAUAUAUAUGAUAUGAUCCUUGUGCCUGUAGAUGAAUGUGUUCAGGAUUACAGAUUGGGUUUUGGAUAGCAUUUGAAUGUUUGUGGUUCGUUUAUGCGGCCUGUUGCAAAACUUAAAUUGUGGCCGAAUGUUCCUCCGCAGCACUUUACCCCCCCCCCCCGAGGCAAAUUUUGUGAUGUCAAUAUAAACAAUAAAUAAAGUCCCAGUUA